Molecule: messenger RNA, 829 nt
Organism: Hyalella azteca
Lineage: Eukaryota; Metazoa; Arthropoda; Malacostraca; Amphipoda; Hyalellidae
Exons: 2
Coding region: 52-780 (242 amino acids)
Source: RefSeq, a predicted model, not a curated record
UCGUUAAAUUAGACUAAACUGUGUUCCUGAUUUGGUUAGAUUUCAGGCGAAAUGCUGUGUCCCCUGUAUAAGUUGGUCCUGUGCACAGCAGUGGUCUGUCUGCUGCCGGUCUCUUCGCUAUCCCGACCAAUGAAAAUCUAUCGUCUGAAGCGAGAGCUCGUAUACUCCAACCCUGCGGAUCCAAACUCCCACUCCGUGGUACGAAGCUCCCACGACCAGGCUAGGUCACCGGACGGCCACGCUGCCCCCCGACUGAACCUGGUCACAGCUACCCUAAACACACCUGCACCUCAGGAAGAUGGGGUCACCGUAACUCAGACCAUACCUCACUUGGUCACGGUGACACAAACAGUAACGCGUCAGCGGGCUCACACUUUAGUCCGGGUUGACGACUCUCUGCAGAACACGGUCGUGCACACGAAAUGUGUAACUAAAAUAGAGCCACAAGCGACCGUCGUUUCUCGGGUCAUCAUAACUCCUGUUCCCCGGACAGUCCAAGUCGCCAUAAGGACUUACUCUACCUUAACGCGGUACCUUCCAGAAGCCAGAGGUGCCCAUACUCCAGUGGUCCAUACGCGACCAGCGUCCACUCGGGGUUACACGUAUGAAGAACCUGAAAUUGCUUUCCACCAUGGAAGACGUGAGCGCGAUCUGGCCUACGGUUACGAUACCUACGAUACCACUGACGAUGUCUGGAACGAACUGCCACCGCCCGCACCUCCCAUUAAUAAAAACGAGAAAUUUAAAGAUUUCGCUACUCUUACUUUGAUCUAUGAAUAAAACCCAAUUCAUGUAGCAAGAUUUGUAAUAAAAAUGUACCUUCGUAUAA